UCCUUUGGGACGACGUCUAUCCUCGGCUUUGGACGUUGCUGUAGCUUCUGCUUCAACGCAAGCGCAAAGAAAAAGGUAACACGGUCCAUGGCAGAGGCAGGCACCAACAACACCAAAUCCACCCAUAAAGCCAAUACCGUAAAAACCCAAAUCACUUUCUGAUCAAAGCCUCGGGAUACUUGCUAAUGGCUAGUCACACUUUCUCAUUUCUCCCAAUUUCACUCUCCACCUCCCAAAUUUGCAACGAAAAACCGCAGCACUCUUCAUUGCUCCUUCCUUUGAGUUCGUUUUACGGUAAUAAGAUAGUUAUUAGAAAAUCCAAUUUGAGCAAUUUCGUCCUCAAGUGUCAUGGCUCGACGCUUGCCACAGUGUUGUCAAGUCUCCCGACAAAGAAACACCCUUCAGAGAAGAUCCCAAAAUGGUCCGCGAGGGCGAUAAGGUCGUUUGGUAUGGGGGAAUUGGAGGCUAGGAAGCUCAAGUAUCCAAAUACUGGAACUGAAGCGCUUCUAAUGGGGAUUCUGAUUGAGGGAACAAGUCCAGCUGCAAAGUUUCUAAGGGCUAAUGGGAUCACUUUUUUCAAGGCCCGAGAAGAAACUGUGAACUUACUUGGGAAAUCUGACCUCUAUUUUUUCAGCCCUGAGCAUCCCCCAUUGACUGAACAGGCUCAAAGAGCCCUUGAUUGGGCUGUCGAUGAGAAACUAAAGUCAGGUGAUGGUGGAGAAAUAACCACCACUCAUAUACUUCUAGGGAUUUGGUCAGAAACGGAAUCCGCAGGUCACAAGAUUUUGGCAACCCUAGGUUUUAAUGAUGAAAAAGCCAAAGAGCUAGCUAAAUCUAUGAAUGGAGAUGUUGUCUUGAGCUCAAAGUAGGGAGGUCAAUAGAUUUUUCUGGAAUGUCUGGCUUGCUGAUCCAAAAACCUUAACCUGCACAGCUUCCAGACAAUAGAUUUUCUUUGUUGGUGGAGCAAGUUUGCCCUUAAGGACCUUGUUCCGUUUUGGGGAUUUGUUUCAGUUUCUCAAGCCAAAUGCUUUCUCAGCUGGAGAUUUUGAAAUUUGCAAUUUUCUGUACAGGGAAUUUUGUGGAAUCCAAAUUCUCUGGUAGUUUCUGCAAUGGAGGAUUUUCUUGCUGAUUCACUCUUGAUUUUUUGCUUUUGUUUCAAACAACUCUUAAUCAAUGUUUACUUUUGUUGGUCAUAUCAAAGUCGACCAGCUGAGUUAGCUUCAAAACCAUGAUUUGCUACCUUGACAACUCAUAAACUACCUUGUUUAAAGUCUUGUUUAACAUGAUUUACUUUGAAGCCGUGCAA
Molecule: messenger RNA, 1306 nt
Organism: Hevea brasiliensis (rubber tree)
Lineage: Eukaryota; Viridiplantae; Streptophyta; Magnoliopsida; Malpighiales; Euphorbiaceae
Product: ATP-dependent Clp protease ATP-binding subunit CLPT1, chloroplastic
Exons: 6
Coding region: 186-869 (227 amino acids)
Source: RefSeq, a predicted model, not a curated record